Molecule: messenger RNA, 3552 nt
Organism: Notolabrus celidotus (New Zealand spotty)
Lineage: Eukaryota; Metazoa; Chordata; Actinopteri; Labriformes; Labridae
Gene: insig1
Product: insulin induced gene 1
Exons: 8
Coding region: 354-1184 (276 amino acids)
Biological process (GO): cholesterol biosynthetic process; SREBP signaling pathway; SREBP-SCAP complex retention in endoplasmic reticulum
Cellular component (GO): SREBP-SCAP-Insig complex; endoplasmic reticulum
Source: RefSeq, a predicted model, not a curated record
CCCAAAGCCCGCCUAUAUAAAGGUACAUGUGGAGUCCAGGAGAAUGUAAAGGUUCAGCUGACUGGCAAAAGGGAGUUUGCUCUUUGGGACAAGAUCAGUGAAAGUUUUAACCUGCAUUCAAGAGGGAUUACAUUGGAGUCCUGCUUUCAAUCUGCUCUGCAGCCUCCAGAACUACUCAGCGCGUCUGUUCCGGACGAAGGGGGCGGUGGGGUGGCGCCACGUCAUAUCAGCCGCCGCGCUCUGAUUGGCUGUCGAUUCUCACCCGACACAGCUGUGAUUGUUUUCUGCAGAGGAAGCUGUUGCCCCCGGAGAACAAGGAGGGGAUCCUGGGUAGAUUAGUAGCUGUGGCGCGGAUGAACAGGAGUGGAGGCUCCUGUUUAUUGGACCAGACACUGACGACGUCUGGAGAUCAAGCCCAAAAGUGCCAAAUGCCCAGACUGGAGGAUCACUGCUGGAGCUGCUCCUGUGCAUCAAGGGUUGAAAGUAAGCACUCAUCUGGAGCUAACUGGAUAGCAUCUAAAGCUGAAGAAAUGAUGUCCAUUAUCACUUCAGUGCUUAGCAAUGCCUAUGGCUCUCUGCACGACGUCCGGACAGCCAACCUCAUCCGCCGGGGUCUGGUCCUCUUCACUGUGGGAGCGUUUCUCGCCCUGGUGCUCAACUUGCUGCAGAUUCAAAGACAUGUCACUCUGUUUCCAGAAGAGGUGAUGACAACUUUGUUCUCAUCUGCUUGGUGGAUCCCUCCUUGUUGUGGAACAGGAGCCGCUGUCAUCGGCCUGCUGUAUCCCUGCCUCGACAGCCAUUUGGGAGAGCCACAUAAGUUCAAGAGGGAGUGGGCCAGCGUCAUGAGGUGCAUCGCAGUGUUCGUAGGCAUCAACCACGCCAGUGUUAAACUAGACAUUGACAACAACGUGCAGCUCUCCCUAACCCUCGCAGCCUUGUCCUUGGGCCUGUGGUGGACAUUUGACCGGUCCAGGAGCGGCUUUGGUUUGGGGAUCACCACUGCCUUCCUUGCAACCAUCAUCACACAGCUGCUGGUCUACAAUGGAGUCUACCAGUACACAUCUCCAGACUUCUUGUAUGUACGCUCCUGGCUACCAUGUAUAUUCUUCUCAGGCGGUGUUACUGUGGGAAACAUUGGACGACAACUUGCCAUGGGCGGUCCAGAGAAACCCCACAUGGACUGAGCGGCUGAAAAUCACAUGAAGGGCAGCCGUUGUCCAAAUGGACAAGUUAUGUGAAGAACGAGACGAGUAACAUGAGAAAAAAGACUCAUUGUUUUGACUUCAUCCUUUGUUCUAUCAACAAAGUGCGGGUCAGAAGAAGCCCCUCAUCUAACGUGCCAUGUCCUCUGCACCUCCCUGUGGCCAAACAACCUCCUCCUCCCACCCUUGUUGUCCUCCAUUAGCAGUACAGCUUACUUCACACUAAGACCAGAGGACAGUGUUUGCCUUCUGUUUUGUUUCUUUGAAGUGAACUGUUUUUGAUUUCAUGCUGGAAGUUUGUUUCUUUCCGUAGUUUAUGGAUUGGAAGGUUGCGUGUAUGAUUUAGUGUGAAUGUAUCCUGAUCUUGGCAGACGUAAAGUGAGAGGGGUGCUGUAACUUUUAGCCUGAAUAUUAUAUGAUCAUAAAAGGGAAUAUUGCAUGAGUGGGCAAAUAACAGUGUGUUCACUCUCACAUAGAAAUGUAUUCAGCUGCCACAGUUGCAUCACUGAAGCACAGGGUAGAUGUAUGUUCCCAGUCAAACCAAAUUAAGUAUUUAUUUUAUGAGUUUUGAAUGACCCCAAACCAAAUGUACCACGAUUGACAAUGAAUGAUGCCUCCCAUUGGGAAGCAAUUGAUGGAGAUUUGUGAAACAGCUUUUGUUUAAAUGUUAAGAUCUGUUUGGUAAAUAUGUAGCUAGCACCAGAAGCAGGUUAGCUUGUUUAGACUUGGCACAAAUACUAACACAGGGUUCGGCUAGCGUGUCCUUGCUGAGAGUACCAAAACGUACCUGCCAAUUAAAGUGUUUUAUCUGUCAGCUGGCCUAACCACAUGUUUACUGUACGGAGCAGUUUUGACCUUAUUGUAUGAGUUAAGGUGCUCCUUUAUUGAGAGCUGUGUGGUAAAUGUGCUAGCUGAAGCCUGCAAUCAGGAGAAGGCUGGCAACAUGGAAAUAUCACCCUGGCAAAAUCUGCCGAAGGCUCAGUAAUUAACAUUUUGCAUUUGUGUCCUUGAUUCAAACUUUAAAGGCUAAGCUAACUAGCACUAGCUACAUAUUUACCCUACAGCCACCAGAGUGGUGUAUUGGAGUGUAAUGAGGAGGUACAGGAAAUGUGUCCAGGAGUGCCAAGUCGUUUGAUACACGUUUAUACUGGCUGAUAUUCACUUGUUUUUCUUGAAUUAGUGGUAUUUAGCAGUGAAUCAUGUUGUAUUCACAGCUAACUGUCUGUCAGUGUAAAAAUCACAUGUUUUGGAAAACUCCCCUGAGACCUUCGGUUUGUCGUUUUGUCUGUUCUGGCAAGUUUCAGAGAGACAGACGGAGGAUUGUUAAGUAAGGAAGCAGGGAGAGGUAAGACCUCAAAGCAUUAGUCUGGUUGAAAGUAUGCCAUUCUGAGCGUAUUUAGUGUUUUUUGACUAUCAGGGCGAGAAAGUCACAGCGGUGGAUGUUUUUUCUUAACAAAUGUUCUGGAAGUUUACUACAACUUCUUCUGCCAGCAUCUUUGGUUUUUGUUUAAAACCAGUUUGAAACUUUUUAUCUUUUGCAACCAGGUGUUAAAUGUCUCAUGCUCCCCACUGAGACAAACAUUUUACUGUGUGAUGGCACACAUUUCCCAUUUCAAGUUUUAUUUUCAAACAAUAGUUUGGGAACGCUAAGAGAGGGCAGGACAUUAUGACUUAAGAUUUGCAAUCUGUGAUUGCCGGUGUAUUAUAGAAUGUAGUGCUUUUGUCACUAUAACAGUUUAGUUUUAUCAUGUGUACAAACAUUAUGACAUUACAGCUUGUAUGUAUAAUGGCUUGCCUUUGUAAUCAGACAGGUAUUAUUACCAUACUAGACUAGACUAGGUAGUUUGUGUUUGGGGGUCUAGAGGAUUAAGUGCAAUCAGAUUAUACAUGAGCCGAUUAUUCUUCCUUAUUUAUUAUUUCUGACAAAGGCUAAAAAAGUACAUAACAUGUGUAAGUAUAUGCAGUGUGGAUACUUCAAAAAGAGCAAUAACGUCUUUGGUUUUUUGGUCAGAGAUUACAUGCCUUCAGGGUCGUCCAAUGACUCUCUCAAGAGAUGACAUAAAGUACAUACAUUGUGUCAAACUGGUGUGACAAAAAAAGAAAUCUCAUUUAGUAGCAUAAUGGAAGGAAACCUGAUUUAUUUUUUUAAAUACUUUUUGAGGCAGAUCACUUUUUGGGUUGAAUCUGCUGAUGUUCAGGUGUGUUUAACUGAAGAGGAAGCUUUAUUUUUCAAGGUGGUGAAGCACCUUUUGUUUUGAUGUUUUAGAGUUGUGUGUGUGUGUCUGAUAUUUCAGAUGUGUAUCAUUUUGCUACCAUGGAUUUAAGUGAAAAUAAAAACACCUGACGAGGA